AUGUCCGGCAAAAGUCAAGUCUCUAUCUUCCCCCGCGCGCAGACCCGUCACCAAGAGGUGACCCUGACCGUCGAUGCCGUGCAGCAGCUCUACCACCUCCGUCAGGAUAAGGCCGCAGCUCAGCUCGGAGUCUGCCUCACCAGUUUCAAGGCCGCCUGCAGGAGGCUCGGCAUCAAGCGAUGGCCUUUCACCAGGACGCAAGGCGUAAAGAAGAUGGCGAGGAGGGCCUCCGAGCUUGGCACACAUGGUGUGUGGGACGACAACCUCGUCGCCUUCUUUCAGAGCAGCCGCGAGGGCCGCGGGGAGCCACCGACAGGUCAUGGGGAAGGUUGCAUGCGCACGGCGAAGGAGGACGUGUGGGUAGGGAUGGGGGAGGGGCAGGCCGAGUGGAUCGAGUGGUUUGUUGGAGCGACAGACGAGGAUCCUGUACUGCAGCGCUGGGAGCUCAAGAGAGUGUUAAGGUUGGAGGCAGGGGAGUAG
Guillardia theta CCMP2712 is the source of this 480-nucleotide messenger RNA. RefSeq lists its product as hypothetical. NCBI's taxonomy places the organism in Eukaryota, Cryptophyceae, Pyrenomonadales, Geminigeraceae. Gene Ontology annotation, molecular function: DNA-binding transcription factor activity. The coding region runs from base 1 to 480 and encodes 159 amino acids. The record is from RefSeq and is a predicted model, not a curated record. The transcript has a single exon.